AUGACUUCGAUUUAUAAUAAUUCCAUAUCUAAUUUUUAUAAUUAUAUAUUUAAAGAUCUAGCAGAUCCAAGAACAAACGAUUGGUUUUUGAUUCCAUCACCCAUGCCUGGCCUUAUUAUAAUUGCAUGUUAUUUAUAUUUUGUUACGACUUGGGGUCCGAGAUACAUGAAAGAUAAAAAACCAUACGAAUUAAAAUUAACAUUAAUUAUAUAUAAUUUUUUACAAGUAUUAGUUAGCAUUUAUUUAGUGUACGAGGCCAUCGACGGUCUUUGGCUCAGAGAUGAUUUUUCAUUUCGUUGUCAACCGGUUAUUUUUGAAUAUACAGAACCGGCCAUGAGAGAAGCAAGAGGAGUUUAUGUUUAUUUCAUAGCUAAAUUAACAGAACUACUCGAUACUGUUUUUUUCGUUUUGAGAAAAAAACAUAAUCAAAUAUCAUUUCUUCACAUGUACCAUCAUACUGUUAUGCCGAUGGUAUCUUGGGGUUGUGUUAAAUAUUAUCCCGGUGGUCAUUCAACAUUUGUCGGUGUUAUUAAUUCGUUUGUACAUAUAAUUAUGUAUUUAUAUUAUAUGCUUUCUGCAUUCGGACCUAAAUUUCAUAAAUAUUUAUGGUGGAAAAAAUACAUAACAGUAUUACAAAUGGUUCAAUUUUUAAUUGUUUUUUUACAUAAUGCUCAAUUACUUUUCACCGAUUGCAAUUAUCCAAAAUUUUCAAUUUUUUUCGUUUUUCCAAACGCUUGGUUUUUCUUAUAUCUUUUUAAUGAUUUCUAUGUAAAAGCAUACAGGAGAAAAAAAUAUGAUGAAAAUUCUGGAAAACUAAAUAACAAUGAUAAUAAAUACAUACGAGAUGAUUCUUUUAAAGAAAAGAAAAAUAUUUAA
Molecule: messenger RNA, 876 nt
Organism: Pediculus humanus corporis (human body louse)
Lineage: Eukaryota; Metazoa; Arthropoda; Insecta; Psocodea; Pediculidae
Product: elongation of very long chain fatty acids protein, putative
Exons: 5
Coding region: 1-876 (291 amino acids)
Biological process (GO): sphingolipid biosynthetic process; very long-chain fatty acid biosynthetic process; fatty acid elongation, polyunsaturated fatty acid
Cellular component (GO): endoplasmic reticulum membrane
Molecular function (GO): fatty acid elongase activity
Source: RefSeq, a predicted model, not a curated record